AUGUCUGCCGGAGGAGAACACCUCAAAGAUGAAGGCACAAAGACGCAGGUCGUCAUUGCAGGAGGCGCAGCUGGUCUAGUCUCAAGAUUCUGCAUUGCGCCUCUUGACGUUGUCAAAAUUCGCCUACAGCUGCAAGUCCAUUCGCUCUCCGACCCGGUUUCGCAUCAUGGAAUCAAGGGGCCGAUUUAUAAAGGAACGCUUUCGACGAUGAAGGCGAUUGUCAGGGAAGAAGGGAUAACUAGCCUGUGGAAAGGGAACAUAUCUGCUGAGCUCCUUUACGUUUGUUACGGCGGCGCCCAGUUCACGGCUUAUCGCACCACAACCCAAGCCCUACAGCAACUCCCACACCGUCUACCACAGUCUGUCGAGUCCUUUGUAGCGGGCGCGGUCGCCGGCGGCCUCGCCACAGCAUUCACAUACCCUCUCGAUCUGCUGCGCACGCGAUUUGCGGCGCAGGGCAAGGAACGAAUAUAUACGUCAAUACUGUCCUCCAUCCGGGAUAUCGGUCGGCAUGAAGGUGCUCGCGGAUUCUUCCGUGGCUGUUCGGCCGCUAUCUCUCAAAUCGUGCCAUACAUGGGUCUAUUCUUCACGACAUACGAGGGCCUGCGCCCAGCGCUGACCCAGAUGGACAAUCUACCUUUUGGGUCCGGUGACGCUGUGGCUGGCGUGAUUGCCAGCGUCACAGCUAAAACAGGAGUGUUUCCGCUCGACUUGGUGCGCAAACGGUUGCAGGUGCAAGGCCCGCAUCGCUCGCGGUAUGUGCAUACGAAUAUUCCAGAGUACCGCGGCGUGCUCAGCACCAUGUCGGUGAUACUCCGGACGCAAGGGGUGCGCGGUCUGUAUCGUGGACUAACAGUCAGCUUGAUCAAAGCUGCUCCUGCCAGUGCGGUGACUAUGUGGACAUAUGAACACGUGCUCAAGACGCUCCAAGAGAAUGCGCAAAAGAGGAGAGAGACCAGCUGA
Messenger RNA from Talaromyces rugulosus, 963 nucleotides. RefSeq lists its product as uncharacterized. Gene Ontology annotation, biological process: thiamine pyrophosphate transmembrane transport. Gene Ontology annotation, cellular component: mitochondrial inner membrane. The transcript is spliced from 3 exons. The record is from RefSeq and is a predicted model, not a curated record. Gene Ontology annotation, molecular function: thiamine transmembrane transporter activity. The coding region runs from base 1 to 963 and encodes 320 amino acids. Lineage: Eukaryota; Fungi; Ascomycota; Eurotiomycetes; Eurotiales; Trichocomaceae.